AAGAUUUCCGAUUGUUUAAGCUUCUUAAAUGUGACUAUUUUCUUCAUUUAUUUGCUCUGGAUAACAAAGAAAUCAUUAAAAGUGAAUCAUUUUGGUUUGUGGACAAAACAAGACAUUUGAGAAUAUCAGCAUUUCCAGGUUUGACGAACACAAUCAACAUUUUUUUAAGAUUUUCUGAUAUUUUAUGGACCAAACGAUUAAUCGAGAAAAUAAUCGACAGAUUAAUCGAUUAUGAAAAAAUUCCUGCAGACGUGCAGAAUUUCAUCAAAAUGCUGUUUUUCACUCAUUUAAUAUUCUUUCGAUUCGGAUGUUGCACUUUGUCAGAUUGUGAUAUUGAUUAUUUUGUGAUUAAUUAUUUUCUGAAUUCAUCGCUUCGACUUCGGCAGUGUGAUCUUGUAUGCAUGCAAACAUAAAUAAACAAAUAUAGGACUACACAUGUAUGUAGACGUAUUUCCACCUGCAGACACACAAACACACUAUACAUGGUGUGGUAGUCAAUUGAACACGACUGCGAUCUAUUGCGACAUCCGUCUCUCAGUUUUAGAAACCCAGAAGCAGGAAGCAGAGCGGCCCUGAGCUCUCUCUCUCUUACUAAACCACCCCAAUGUGCAUGUGUCUAUCUGCACAGAGUGCAUGACGCCUCAGUCUCUAUCUGGCCACGAGCAGAACAGGAAGCAGUGGGGUGGGGUUCAGUCUAUGCUGUUUCUCUCUUCCUCUCCUCCGCCUCGUUCACUCGCUCCGGAUUUAGACAGGCUUUUGAUUCCUGGCGGGAAGGACAUCCUGGAUUUCGAGGAGGCAGGAAUAGCACUCAUUGGUGCCUGAUUGGCACAGAGUUGUGUGUGUGAGUGUGUGAUUGUGUGGCAGGGGACGGAGGGGAAGGAGGGGCCCCGCGUGAGUGAAGCCAGCAGGAGGCCGAACAUGGCCAGUGAGGACGUACUGGAGGACCUGCCAGAGGAUCUAGCAGUUGAUUCCCCGCUGGCUGCCGAGCAGAAUGACACAGAGUCUUCGAGCGACCCAGGCGGGCUGUCCGUGCUCCAGCAGCUCGGCCUGGACCAGAACUCGGACUUCUCGGACUCGAGCGUGCAGCAGCGGCUGGACGAGCAUCGCGAGAGGAUCCGCAGAGAGAUCCGCAAGGAGCUGAAGAUCAAGGAGGGCGCCGAGAAUCUGCGCAGGGCCACGACCGACAAGAGGAACGCCCAGCAGGUGGACUCGCAGCUCCGCAGCUCCAAACGCAAGCUGGAGUCCCUUCACACUCAGCUGCAGGAGCUGGACGCUCACAUUGUGGUCAAAGGCCCAGAUGACAGCAAAGAUGCCCCUAACUCUCCGGGGUCAGUGGGUCGGACGUCGGCCACUCAGCAACGCAUUGCAGCUCUGGAGCGGCAGCUGAACAUUGAGCUGAAGGUCAAACAGGGAGCAGAAAACAUGAUCCCAAUCUAUAUGAACGGAGGUACCAAGGACAAGAAGCUUCUCCAGACAGCUCAGCAGAUGCUGCAGGACAGCAAGACAAAGAUCGACAUCAUCCGCAUGCAGAUCCGAAAGGCCAUGCAGGCCACAGAGCAGCAGUCCGAGGACGGCCAAAGUAAACCGGACAUGUGUGGCGUGGAGCUCCGUGUGGAGGAGCUGUGGCACCACUACCGCGUGGAGCACGCCAUGGCCGAGGGAGCCAAGAACAUGCUGCGACUGCUGGGCGCAGGGAAGGUCCAAGACAAGAAGGCCAUGGCUGAGGCUCAGUGUGGUCUGAGCGAGUCGUCCCAGCGUCUGGACCUGCUCAGGUGCUCUCUGGAGCAGAGGCUGCAGGAGCUUCCCGAGGAUCACCCCAAGGCCUGCCUCAUCAAGGAGGAGCUGGUGCUGGCAUCGUCCUCGGCGUUCAGCUCGCGCCACAGCACCCCGUAUGUCCAUAACCAGUACAGCACCCUGAGCAAACCCUCUCCUCUCACAGGCUCUCUUCAGGUGCGUCUCCUGGGCUGUAUGGGGCUGCUGGAGGUCAUCCCAGGGCGCAGCAGAGGGACGCCAGUGGUUCUUCCCUCUCACUCGGUGGGAGAUGGACGCUCCUCCUUCAAAUUGAGUGGCCUCUACAGCCGCAGCACCAGCAGCAUGAGCCUCAAGAUCCCCGGCAAGACAGACGAGCUCUCCUCGGAGGUGAGCGCAGUAUUGAAGCUGGAGAACACAGUAGUGGGUCAGACCGCUUGGAGGACCGUUGGAGAACAGGCCUGGGAUCAAACCUUCACUGUCGAACUGGAGAGGUCCAGAGAGAUGGAGAUCGCCGUGUACUGGAGAGAUUACCGCUCCCUGUGUGCUCUCAAGUACCUGAAGCUGGAGGAGUUUUUGGACAACCAGAGACACAGAGUCCAGUUAGAGCUGGAGCCUCAGGGGCUGCUGCUGGCUGAGGUGAUUUUCUUCAACCCGGUGAUAGAGAGAGGCCGUCGACUCCAGAGGCAGAAGAAAGUUUUCUCAAAACAACACGGUAAAGCUUUCCUCCGAGCUCGCCAGAUGAACGUGGACAUCGCUACCUGGGUCCGUCUGUUGAGGAACGCCAUCCCCAGUGGAAGCAACACACCUGCCUACACGCCGAGUUUCACGAGCAACACGCUCACUCACAGCACGGGGGAAAUCUCUGUGGAGAAGCUGAAUCUGGGCAGCGACUCGCCUCCCAAACCUGAGCUCAGGAGAGACGUGGUGGACGCACCUGCUCCUCUGGAGCAGACGCCGGUCAUCGAGCCCCCACCCACACCGGGUGUCCCUGUUCAAGAGCAGCCGACCAGAUCCUUGUCCCAGAACUCUUUACCCAGACCCAGCAGAGGCCCACUUUGUCUGCAGGACUUCAGGCUGAUGGCGGUGCUGGGCAGAGGCCACUUUGGAAAGGUGUUGCUGUCAGAGUACAAGAGGACAGGCAGCCUUUACGCCAUCAAAGCACUGAAGAAGGGAGACAUUGUAGCGCGGGAUGAAGUGGAAAGUCUGAUGUGUGAGAAGCGGAUCUUUGAGACUGUCAACGGCUCCCACCAUCCCUUCCUGGUCAACCUGUUUGCAUGUUUCCAGACACCAGAACAUGUUUGUUUUGUCAUGGAGUACACGGCAGGAGGAGACCUCAUGAUGCACAUACAUGCUGACGUCUUUUCUGAGCCACGCGCUGUGUUUUAUUCAGCGUGUGUGGUGUUGGGUCUGCAGUUCCUCCACGACCAUAACAUAGUUUACCGGGAUCUUAAACUGGACAACCUGCUGCUCGAUAAAGACGGUUUUGUGAAGAUAGCAGACUUUGGUCUUUGUAAAGAAGGCAUGGGUUUCGGGGACAGGACCAGCACCUUCUGUGGAACUCCCGAGUUUCUGGCCCCAGAAGUGCUGACCGACACGUCCUACACCAGAGCUGUAGACUGGUGGGGGCUCGGGGUCCUCGUCUAUGAGAUGCUGGUUGGAGAGUCCCCAUUCCCUGGUGAUGAUGAGGAGGAGGUGUUUGACAGCAUAGUGAAUGAUGAAGUGCGAUACCCUCGCUUUCUCUCCACCGAAGCCAUUGGCAUCAUGAGACGGUUGUUGAGAAGGAAUCCUGAACGACGUCUGGGCUCUGGAGAAAAAGAUGCUGAAGACGUGAAAAAGCAGCCUUUUUUCAGGGGGAUGGACUGGGAGGCGCUGCUUCAGAGGAAAGCCACGCCACCGUUUGUGCCGUCCAUCGGAGGCAAAGAGGACGUCAGCAAUUUUGACACCGAGUUCACAGCCGAGCCUCCUGCCCUCACACCGCCCCGCGAACGCCGCACACUCUCCCGCAAGGAACAGGACUUCUUCAAAGACUUCGAUUACAUCUCCGACCUCUGUUAAGGUCAGGGGUCAAAAGGGUUUUCAGCUGCCCACUGCCAGCCACAGACUCUGAAAAGGGCGACUGAGACGGAAAGUAAAGGCCAAGUCUGUCCUGCGAAGACAGAGACGAACUUGAAGGAGACGAGAGGCGAAGAAUCGCUCUCGCCGUGACCUUUUUCUCUCUCU
This is a messenger RNA of Solea solea (common sole), 3972 nucleotides long. RefSeq names its product serine/threonine-protein kinase N1-like. The coding region runs from base 919 to 3807 and encodes 962 amino acids. NCBI's taxonomy places the organism in Eukaryota, Metazoa, Chordata, Actinopteri, Pleuronectiformes, Soleidae. Gene Ontology annotation, molecular function: small GTPase binding; protein serine/threonine kinase activity; ATP binding. Gene Ontology annotation, biological process: signal transduction; protein phosphorylation. The record is from RefSeq and is a predicted model, not a curated record. The transcript is spliced from 22 exons.